This is a messenger RNA of Anolis carolinensis (green anole), 2362 nucleotides long. It is a transcript of the gene slc4a1ap, whose product is annotated as solute carrier family 4 member 1 adaptor protein. Gene Ontology annotation, molecular function: protein binding; mRNA binding. Lineage: Eukaryota; Metazoa; Chordata; Lepidosauria; Squamata; Anolidae. The record is from RefSeq and is a predicted model, not a curated record. The transcript is spliced from 14 exons. The coding region runs from base 1 to 2115 and encodes 704 amino acids.
AUGGCGGACGCUGCUGAGGAGACCCGAGAGAUGGAAGGUUUCAAGAAGCCGGCCCUCCCGCCUCCUGGUCCGGUGGUGCGAGGGAAAGAGGGCGAGGCGGCUCCGGCGGCUCCUCCUAAGCUGCCCCGAGGCCCCGCUCCAGGCCCUCCGCCGCCGGUCCUGCCGGACUACCAGGAACCGCCCUGGGGAGGCCUGCCAGGCCCGGAAGGCGCCUCCUCGAGCUACAGCCUGGAGGUGCUGAAAGGCGGCGCGGUGCUGGACAAGCUGGGCCUGGGCGAGCGGAGCUGGCUAAUGGUAGGCCGCGCUCCGGGCUGCGACGUCUCGCUGGCCCACCCCUGCGUCUCGCGGCACCACGCCGUGCUCCAGCACCGCCCGCCUCCCAACUCCGGGCAGGGAGAGGCCGCGGUGGAGGAGAAAGGCCCCGAGCCGGGCCUCUACGUCUUCGACCUGGGCAGCGCCCACGGCACCUUCCUCAACAAGGCGCGCCUCCCGCCCAGGACCUACUGCCGGGUCCGCGUCGGACACGUCUUGCGCUUCGGAGGUAGCAGCCGCCUCUUCGUCUUGCAGGGCCCAGAGGAGGAUCAAGAACCAGAAUCAGAAUUGAGUGUAACCCAGUUGAAAGAAUUGCGUAAGCAGCAGCAGGCCAAGUUAGAGAAAACAAUGCUGGGUGAUGAUUCUGAUGAAGAUCAAGACGAAAAAGAAGAACGAAGAAAUAAAACCAGUCAGAAUACUGAUUUGAGUUGUUCCUGGGGAAUUGGGGAAGAUGCAGAGGAGGAGGAAGGUGAAGAAAACCCAAUUGCCAUUGAGUUUCAGGAGGAUCGAGAAGCGUUUUAUUUGAAAGAUCCAAAGAAGGCAUUGCAGGGCUUUUUUGACAGAGAAGGAGAAGAACUAGAAUACGAAUUUGAAGCCCAAGGAACUGGCACCUGGCUUUGUAGGAUAAAACUCCCUAUAGAUGAUGCUUCAGGGAAGCAGCUUGUAGCAGAAGCUAUUCAUUCAGGGAAGAAGAAAGAAACGCUGAUUCAGUGUGCAUUGGAAGCCUGCAGGAUAUUGGAUGCCAGAGGGGUGCUGCGGCAGGAAGCAGUUUCCCGUAAAAGAAAAGCAAAGAAUUGGGAAGAAGAAGACUUUUAUGACAGUGACGAUGACACAUUCCUUGAUCGAACAGGCGUUAUUGAGCAAAAGCGACUGAACAGAAUGAAAAAAGCUGGAAAAGUAGAUGAGAAACCAGAAACCUACGAUUCACUGGUUGCAAAAUUAAGUGAAACUGAAAGAGAACUCUCUGAGAUUACUGAGAAGCUGAAAUCUUCAAAAACAGCACAAUCCCAGCUGGCAGCUCAGGAUUCCUUGGAUGAAUUCAUGAAAGAAAUAAAAUCUGGCUGUGCUUUAGACAGCGUGAUGCGUAGAAAGCUUCACUUGCGAACCUUUGAACUAAGGAAGGAACAGCAGCGUUUGAAAGGACUGAUUAAGAUAGUUACGCCUGCUUCAAUGCCGGAACUCAGAUCACACCUUGAGAAUGAAAACCUAGAAACACAAAACAAGCCUAAAAAGCUAACUUUACCCCUGUUUGGGGCCAUGAAAGGGGGAAGCAAGUUCAGACUGAAAACUGGAACUGUAGGGAAGUUGCCUGUGAAACGUCCUGAUGUCCCUGUAAAUCUAUUAAAGAUGAAAGAUGAAGGAUCAGAAGAAGAGGAGGAGGAGGAGGAGGAGGAGGAAGAAGAAAAAAUGGACAUGAAUUCAAAUCAAGGGACACAAACUCCAAUAACAGAAAUUACUACACAAGAAAUUGUUAAACAGGACAAAGUUCUUCCCAGUUCUUCUCACUGCAGUCAAGACAUGGAAUCCAUUAGUGAUGGAAUGAAGUCUCAGUCUGAGCCUUUGAGUAAAGAUGCAAUAACGCCAGAGGGCAAAUCUCCAGUGGAUAAACUGCAGAAGAAGCCGCACGUGUUUCAGAAGCCUAUAGAAAAGCCCCAAAGUAAGAAAGCUAACAGUACAAGUAAGGUUGGAAACAGUGUGUCCUCAAAAUACCCAGAAGAUGAUCCAGACUACUGUGUAUGGAUGCCACCAGAAGAUCAAAGUGGUGAUGGCAGAACUCAUCUGAAUGCAAAAUAUGGCUAUUAAACUUCAGUUGGUGGACUUGGGAAGCAGGAAACUCUGGAGCAGCAAUUAUAUCAGCUGUUCAAACAUCAUGCAACACACUAUCUGUUUACUCUUUUUAAAUCUUGUCCGUGAACAAUUAUCUGCCACUAGACAUGAAUUUGUGUAUAUUGUGUAUCAAAAUGUAUAUAGAUGUGGAAAAAUGUGUAUUUACAAAUUAGGUUUAUGUACAGCAAGAUGUGCUUUUAUAUAAUAAAAACUAAAAAGACAA